AUUUUUUGCAAUUAUAUAAACGAGAUAUAUAAUACAAAGCACGCAUCUAUCGUAGCUGUCGCAGAAUAUUCAACUUUGACAGCUACCAAUUUUAAGAAUGAAAGUUAUCGCUUUGAUAUCGUAUCACUCGCGAUAAAUAAUAUUCAACAUAUAAUAGCGCUUAGUUACGUUCUAUGUAAAUCCUAUUUAAAUAAAUGGCGACAGCGAUUAAAGAACGAACAAUUCCUGCUAUGGACACACUGGUCAAGUAUGAUAAUCCAGUUUUAAUUACGACUCAUCCAGAGAAGAUACGUAAGGAACCAGCAAAAAUUGGUAUAGCUACUUGCAAAAUUCAAACAACCUUACCUCCAGUUGAUGUACGACGAGAAACUAUCGAAAUUUUAAAUAGAAUUUUACCACCGAAAGAAUGGGAGGAAGAGGGCCAAAUAUGGACUCAGCGCGUAUCGAGUACUCCCGCAACAAGAUUAGAUGUGAUUAAUUUACAAGAACAACUCGAUAUGCGAUUGCAACAAAGGCAGGCAAGAGAAACCGGUAUUUGUCCUGUUCGUAGACAGCUCUAUACACAAUGUUUCGAUGAAUUAAUACGGCAAGUAACUGUAAAUUGCGCCGAACGUGGAUUACUUUUAUUGCGAGUACGGGACGAAAUUAAAAUGACAUUAGCUGCGUACCAGACAUUAUAUCAAAGUAGCAUCGCUUUCGGAAUGCGUAAAGCGCUGCAAGCCGAGCAAGGCAAAGAAAAUUUAAUUAAUACAGCCGAGGAAUUAAAACUACAAAAAAUUGAGCUAGAGAGAACAGUAGCAGAAUUACGACUCAAAUAUGAUCAAUCUGAGAAAAGAUCGGCCGAAUUAAGGGAAGCGGAGGAAAAAAAACAUAUGGAGGAAGUGCAAUUCCUUAAAAAAACAAAUAUGCAAUUGAAGACUCAAUUGGAAGGUAUAAUAGCGUCAAAAAAGUAACUGUGCAGAUGAAAUUUUCAUUUGAA
Cyphomyrmex costatus is the source of this 979-nucleotide messenger RNA. It is a transcript of the gene Dnali1, whose product is annotated as Putative inner dynein arm light chain, axonemal Dnali1. Bases 195 to 953 code for a protein of 252 amino acids. Gene Ontology annotation, molecular function: dynein heavy chain binding. The transcript is spliced from 7 exons. Gene Ontology annotation, cellular component: axoneme; ciliary base. Lineage: Eukaryota; Metazoa; Arthropoda; Insecta; Hymenoptera; Formicidae. The record is from RefSeq and is a predicted model, not a curated record.